AUGGAUGAAAAGAGUAAACCAUAUUAUACUCGUAGUGUUCAAAACUUCCUCCUGCUAUGGCUGGAUGGAAGUAUCGACGGCAUCAACAAUCAAGAUUGCCGAAAUUCAAUCGAAAUGUUGCGAGAAGUAGUUAAUACAGUCAAUCCAUUCACCAAUGCAGAUGAAUUUAUUGAUUUCAUUACCGACACAAAUGAAGUCAAGAUCUUCUUGAUCGUCUCUGGAACAUUUAGUCAGAUCAUUGUUCCUAUUGUGGAGGACAUUCAUCAUGUAAGUGAUGUUUAUAUUUUUUGUAAGAAUAAGACUCGUUAUGAACAAUGGGCGAAACAAUGGUUCAAAGUGAAAGGUGUCUUUACCGAUAUCACACCAAUUUGUGAAGCACUUAGACCAGCCGUCAAAGAAUGUGAUCAUAAUGUGGUCUCUAUGAGCUUUAUCAAGACAAGCGAUGAAAUUGCAAAAAAGAAUCUUGAUGAACUCGACCAAUCCUUCAUGUAUACGCAGAUACUGAAGGAAAUUUUACUUACCAUUGACUUUGAACAAAUGCAUAUUAAUGAAUUUCAUACUUAUUGUCGCAACCAAUUUGUCGGCAAUACUACUGAAUUAAAAAAUGUCGAUACAUUCGAAAAAGACUAUCGCAGCGAACAACCGAUAUGGUGGUAUACAUACCAACGCUUCCUUUAUUUCAUGCUAAAUAAAGCAUUACAAACAAUGGAAAUCGAUCUUAUUAUAAAAAUGGGCUUUUUCAUUCGAGAUCUCCAUGAACAUAUUGCCCGCCUACACUUUGAACAACACGAUGAACAGAAACAUUCGACUUCUUUCACCGUAUUUCGUGGUCAAGGUUUGUCUCCGACAGAAUUUGACCAACUUAUGGAAACAAAAGAUGGAUGA
Molecule: messenger RNA, 885 nt
Organism: Didymodactylos carnosus
Lineage: Eukaryota; Metazoa; Rotifera; Eurotatoria; Philodinida; Philodinidae
Source: the annotation of a GenBank genome assembly